GUUUUAUUUUCAUUCCCCGCUUUUAUAUUCCUUCCCUGUAAUUUCUUCCCAUACUCUACACGAUUUUCUCCCAAAGCCCUAAUCGAACCUCCGUCGACUCAAAUCCCUCCUCCGCCUGGAAAAUCACCUCCACCGCUGUCCACUUGCAUCGCCCCACUGUGAUGUAUAGGAAAACCUUAGAAAUCACUUCCUUGUUGGCUUUCAUCUCGUCCGUCUGCCUUCCUCGUUGAGUCGCCAUUUCCGUACCAACGCCAUUCAAUCAAUUGGAUAUCCUCUAUCGUAAACUCGAGCAAACCUAAAGUAUUUCAUCAGCUUCCUAUAUUGGUUUCUAGUAGUGUGCAUUUGACAAGGGGCUCAAUUUCAAAACGACAACAAUCAUGAUUUCCAUAAUGUCUAGACCUACUGUCGGAUCCACUUAUAAGUGCAGUUAUGGACUCAAGCAUUCAUGUAGUAGACAAUGGGAGGAAAUAGUGUUUGCAUGCUUCUUAGGGACAAUGAAAAAGGCCUUUGAUCAAACUGCCAGGGACAUUAAAAUAGGAGUUAACAAGAAAGUUCUUAAAGUUCAUUCAAUGGAACAGAAGUUCUUGAUGCUACUAGUAAUAAGGCUUGGGGUCCUCAUGGAUCUCUUCUUGCUGAUAUUACACUCACUCCAAGAAACUAUCAUGAAUACCAGAUGA
Lactuca virosa is the source of this 677-nucleotide messenger RNA. NCBI's taxonomy places the organism in Eukaryota, Viridiplantae, Streptophyta, Magnoliopsida, Asterales, Asteraceae. The record is from the annotation of a GenBank genome assembly.